Cyprinodon variegatus (sheepshead minnow) is the source of this 923-nucleotide messenger RNA. RefSeq lists its product as uncharacterized. NCBI's taxonomy places the organism in Eukaryota, Metazoa, Chordata, Actinopteri, Cyprinodontiformes, Cyprinodontidae. The transcript is spliced from 4 exons. The coding region runs from base 16 to 546 and encodes 176 amino acids. The record is from RefSeq and is a predicted model, not a curated record.
GUGUAAUGUCACCAGAUGACGUUUGUUUGCAGUCCCCCCUAUAUCAUCUCGUCCAGAUGUGAGCCCUGUUUUACAGACAACUCGCCUCCAGAGAAGACUGUCACUUCUUGGAUCUGUACAUCCAGCAAACACAAGAUGAAUACAAAAUUGAUCCUUGCACUGGUCUUUGCUCUUCAGGUCUCAUUGAGCCUGAGUGAGGUCCAUCAACCAAGCCAGGAGCUGGUCGAAAAGUAUGAGGCCAUGAAAGCAACUUUUUACAAGAGGCUGCUCAAUGCUUAUGGCAGGCUCCACGGUGCUGUUGGCAACGAUGAUCAAGCACAGUCCGCCAGGGAUUUGAUCGAGUCUCUGAAAGAAAAGCCUGAAGUGCAAGCAGCUGUCAAAGUUGGAAGUGGUCUGGGCUUAGAAGCAGCACCAAUGGUGGACAGUGCCCGGGCAUCGCUGCUUGGUUUGUACGAACAUUAUCUUCGCCCCCAUGUUGGAGAGAGCCUGAGCAAUGCCAUCGAUCAUAUCAAGGUCUUCUUGGAUCAACAUCUGCCUGCUGAGUAAAACAAUAACAGUAAUAAAGAAUAAAAAAGGUCCAGCUGAUGGGAAAACACUUGUUGGAAGCAUGUAGUAGGUAAUAGCUAAUAGAAUCCACACCAGUUUAGAUUUAGAGGAGAAAUACCCGAUGCAAACAAGAUUACUUUGCCUGUUUCUAAAUCAUUGUCUUUGCCAGAUCAUGCAGAGUUACUAGCAUGGAAACAUUGUCAACACCAUGUGCUUAAGUUCUGCAUGUACAGUAUUAUAUGUUUGAUACACUAACAGAAGUCUCCAUGUGACAGAGUACGUACAGAAUGUGUGUGUAUGUAUGUGCGUUCAAUAAAAUGAACUGAAAACUAUCCAUUUUUGUCCACAAAACACUUUAUUAAAGAUUCAAUUCUAAA